AGAUUCAAUCAAUGAAAUCUGACAAAACACCCACACCCCAUUGUAAAUUCACCUUGACCCACUUCAUAUUUGUCAAUUCAGUAUCCACUGCCACGAUAAUCCCUUUUUCUACCGAUUCCACACUCAAUUCGUUACAAUUGAUCGGCCGAUCCAAUGACACAAAUGUAUACCAAUUCAAUUCUACUCUCUCUCUCACUCAUCGGACUCGUCCUGAUCGGCAAUGUCCGGGCAGCACCGUCAGAACAAUUCCCGGUGGUGUUAAAAUACCACAUGGGUCCGGUACUGAGCAACAAUAUAACCGUGCAUCUCAUUUGGUAUGGUUCCUGGAGCUCAGGUGAGAAGCGGAUCAUCCGAGCAUUUAUUAACUCCAUCUCGGCUUCUCAGUCCCCCUCGCCGUCGGUGGCCCAGUGGUGGAAAGCUCUAGAAACCUACACGGACCUAACUGGUUCGAAAGUGACUCAGUCAGUCACUCUGGGACAGGAGAAGAACGACCGUUUGUCCCACGGUCGAAAACUCACCCGUCUGGCCGUGCAAUCUGUGAUUAGCACAGCCAUUCGAGCCAAAACCAACCCGUUACCCGCCGAUCCCACCGGAGGGUUAUAUCUGGUUCUAACCUCAAGCGACAUCAUUGUAGAAGGCUUCUGCCGGAGCAUCUGUGGUUUUCACUACGUCACGUUCCCGUCUAUCGUGGGCUACACGUUGCCAUUCGCAUGGGUGGGCAACUCGGAGAAGAUGUGUCCCUCCUUAUGCGCUUUCCCCUUCGUAGUGCCGGAAUACAUGCAGGGUGUUAAGGCGUUAAAACCCCCCAACGGACAGCCCGGUGUGGAUGCUAUGAUCAGCGUAAUUGGACACGAGCUAGCUGAGCUUGCCACAAAUUUUUUGCGUAACGGCUGGUACGCAGGCGAUGAUCCUAACUUUCAGACGGAGGUUGGAGACUUAUGUGAAGGACUGUAUGGCCGCGGGGGUGGCGGAGCAUACGUAGGAGAGAUUCUGACCGAUGCAACCGGAGCCGCUUAUAAUUUAAACGGCUACCGUCGAAAGUUUUUAGUCCAGUGGAUAUAUAGUAACGUUGGAAAUCGUUGUGUUGGUCCGAAUUAAGUCUGUUUUAGGUUUAAUCGGUUCUUAAUUAGUAGUUUAAUGGGUCAACUGGGCAAUUGUUAGGGUGUUUUUAACAUGUUUAUCUUAUGUUUGGUUUAUUAAGUAGUGGGCUUUUGAAUUAUGGGUCACCUUCUCAGAUUUGCAGGGUUAAUGGGUCGUAUGUUAGUAUAUAUUUCAAGAAAAGUUUUCAGUUGUAGUUG
Molecule: messenger RNA, 1298 nt
Organism: Helianthus annuus (common sunflower)
Lineage: Eukaryota; Viridiplantae; Streptophyta; Magnoliopsida; Asterales; Asteraceae
Product: protein EXORDIUM-like 3
Exons: 1
Coding region: 154-1098 (314 amino acids)
Source: RefSeq, a predicted model, not a curated record